AUGUCGGAUCCUGAUGGACAUUGUUUUUUUAUCAAAAAUGGCCAACGAUUCGGUGAUCCAGUUUAUAAAAUUGCACUUAAUACGAACGACUUGAAAAAAACUGUUGGUUCGGAUAAUUUUGCUUGCUUGAAAAAAACUUGUCAUAUUGAAUGGAAGAAAAUUAAUGAUAUUAUUGAUCGAGGCAGCGGAUUCGGGAGAAUCGCUUUUGCGAUAACCACUUCCCAGCUCGGACCUCUUCAAGAAAAAAUGCGAGAUGCGGGCACUACAAUAGAGGUUCCACUUGUGAGGCUUGAUACUCCUGGUAAGGCAACAGUUGAAGUCGUUAUCUUUGUUGAUCCAAAUGGUCAUGAAAUCUGUUUUGUGGGCGAAGAAGCUUUUUGUGACUUAUCGAAAAUAGAUACAAAUGCAGAUGCGCUUUUAAAAGAAGCAAUUUUGGUUGAUGAAAGCGACCACUGGUUCAAGGAUGGAAAACCUGGAAAUUUAACUGUUAUGUAA
This is a messenger RNA of Dracunculus medinensis (Guinea worm), 495 nucleotides long. Lineage: Eukaryota; Metazoa; Nematoda; Chromadorea; Rhabditida; Dracunculidae. The record is from the annotation of a GenBank genome assembly.